Messenger RNA from Aegilops tauschii subsp. strangulata, 2061 nucleotides. RefSeq names its product peroxidase 55. NCBI's taxonomy places the organism in Eukaryota, Viridiplantae, Streptophyta, Magnoliopsida, Poales, Poaceae. Gene Ontology annotation, molecular function: heme binding; peroxidase activity. The record is from RefSeq and is a predicted model, not a curated record. Gene Ontology annotation, biological process: hydrogen peroxide catabolic process; response to oxidative stress.
GUAAAUAAAUAGGGGGAUCCUUUUGUUGUCAAGCCCUCUGAACAAAAUGAAAAAUGGCUGGAUUGAACUGAAAGGAGUGGACUGCCAGCCCAGACCUGCUAGUCUGCUUCAGUACCAUUUAUAUGACCAAUCACAGGCCAUGUUUCCAAUGAUAAAUAGAUAAUUUAGUUUGAAUUAUCCAAUCAUCUUGUGAUUCUGCUAUGGUUCCUUGAUCUGAUUGCCUGGACUUACAAGAGAUCUCGAUCGUCAGACGGUGCCAAAUCCAAGGAGAAGAAACAGUUGGAACCCAUGUGCAGCCCAGCCUCACUUAACCCAAAAUUCCUCUUCUCUCUAGAUUUGAUUGGUUCCAGAGCGUCUCAAACUGAUGAGCAUUUGAAAAGUCCCAACAUGAUUGGCAACUUGGCAUGGCCGUCUCUCUAUCACUAGCAUCGAGCCAGGAAUAUAUCCCUUUUCAGUGCCAGGAUCAUAAUCUAUGCGCUUUUAAAAAUGGUUCACGUAACUAACGGACACUUCCUCUGUGGGAAUAAUAUCUUUCAGCAAAUCGUAUUACAGAUAAUACAGCUGCCAGCUUCCAUUAUCCUCAGCUCAAUCAUCAUCUGUAUAAUAGUUCGAGAUCAAGACGAAAAAGAGAGAGGAAAAGCUGUAUACAUAGGGAGGCCCAUCUUUGCUGUCCCCUGGCCCGCCUCUCACUGUCAGUCACUUGUAGCUGGAGUGACCAGUGAGGCAGCAGCAGCUUGUAGCUAUAGCUGCCUUCUCCCCACGGGAAACCAAAAUUCGAUUCCAACACGCACGCGCACGCGCACGCGGAAGCAUCGCACCUCCGAGCGGCUGAGCUCCAGGGUCAGGGCCAUGGAGCGGCGGAGAAGGGGCGGCUGCUUCUGCUUGCUCGCCGUGGCGGUAGUGGUGGUGGCGGCGGCGGCGGCCGUCGGCGAGGCGAAGCUGUCGCCGGACCACUACCGCAGGACGUGCCCGCGCGUGGAGUCCAUCGUGCGGUCGGCGGUGGCCAGGAAGGUGAGGGCGACCUUCGUCACCGUCCCAGCCACCCUCAGGCUCUUCUUCCACGACUGCUUCGUCCAGGGCUGUGACGCGUCGGUGAUGAUCGCGUCCAGCAGCAACGACGCCGAGAAGGACGCGCCGGACAACCAGUCCCUCGCCGGCGACGGCUUCGACACCGUCGUGCGCGCCAAGGCCGCCGUCGAGAAGGCCUGCCCCGGCGUCGUCUCCUGCGCCGACAUCCUCGCCCUCGCCGCCCGCGACGUCGUCUCCAUGUCGUCGGGCCCGAGCUGGACGGUGGAGCUCGGCCGGCUGGACGGGCUCGUCUCCAAGGCCGGCGACGUCACGGGCAGGCUGCCAGGCCCGGACAUGCAGCCGGACGCCAUCACCGUGCUGUUCGACGGCAACGGCCUCGCCGUGCACGACAUGGUCGCGCUCUCGGGCGCGCACACCGUCGGCUUCUCCCACUGCGCGCGCUUCGCGGGGCGGCUCUAUCGGCGCGGCGCGGUGGACCCGUCGUUGAGCCCGUCGUACGCGCGGCAGCUGAUGGCGGCGUGCCCGCCGGACGUCGACCCGACCAUCGCCGUCGACAUGGACCCCGUCACGCCCACCGUCUUCGACAACAAAUACUACGCCAACCUCGCCGCGGGCCUGGGGCUGUUCGCCUCCGACCAGGCGCUGCACGACGGCGCCGCGUCGCGGCCGGCCGUGCAGGGGUUCGCCGGGAACCAGACGCUCUUCUUCGAGGCGUUCAAGGAGGCCAUGGUUAAGCUCGGGAGGGUCGGGGUGAAGAGCGGCGGCGACGGGGAGAUCAGACGAGACUGCACCACAUUCAACAGCAAGUAGGAGAGGAAACCGGCCGCCAGGCACGGUGACACUAGCUUUGUAACCGAGAAGAAAAGUUAUACGGUCUCGAUGCAUUGAUAAAAAGAAAAAAAAACAGUAUAAUGCACGCAAGUAGCAAACACAGUCUGAUCUAAAACUGUCUACAAUAUUCUUCAUUGUCAUGUGCACUACUGGUGCAGCCAAUGGAUCUUGUUUCUCGCUCUCAAAGAUAGAGCUCUUUUA